Molecule: messenger RNA, 1283 nt
Organism: Daphnia pulicaria
Lineage: Eukaryota; Metazoa; Arthropoda; Branchiopoda; Diplostraca; Daphniidae
Product: ferredoxin-dependent glutamate synthase 1-like
Biological process (GO): ammonia assimilation cycle
Molecular function (GO): glutamate synthase (NADH) activity
Source: RefSeq, a predicted model, not a curated record
UUCAAAGGUUUUUGUGCUGAGAAAGAAGGUGAAUCAUCGAAUUCCCCAGCCUGGGGCUCGCUUCUAUAUUUGCAGUUUAUCGCCAGAUGUGAUCUACAAAGUGAUGAUGUCUACGAAGGACAACUCACGUCCACCCAAGUCUGGACUUACUUUUCUGAUCUCGAUAGACCGGAAUAUGAUACUUAUCUGGCCCUGGUUCACACAAGAUUUUCGACCAAUACUUUCCCCAGCUGGGAGCGAGCUCAUCCUCUGCGGAUGCUGGCCCACAAUGGCGAGAUAAAUACGCUCCGGGGCAAUGUCAACUAUAUGAAAGCCCGCGAAGGUUUGAUGAGUUCGGAGCGCUUUGGUAAACGAGCCCUGGCCGAAUUAUAUCCCGUCGUGGAACCAAGCGACUCUGGAUCGGCCGAUUGUGUACUUGAAUUUCUCGUCCACGCCGGAGGCAGAUCUCUACCGGAGGCCAUUAUGACUAUGAUUCCGGAAGCCUGGGAACAAGACCCGAUGAUGGACCAGGAGAAGAAAGAUUUCGAUAGAUGGGCUGGAUGCUCCAUGGAACCGUGGGACGGACCAGCUUUGAUGGCCUUCACAGACGGACGCUACAUUGGCGCUGUUUUUGACCGAAACGGAUUGCGUCCAUCGAGGUACUACGUUACAAAGGACAAUGUGGUGGUCAUGGCAUCGGAAGUAGGAGUCUACGACGUCGAUCCUGCCGAUGUUAUGCACAAAGGGAGAUUAGAACCUUCGCGGAUGCUAUUGAUAGACACGGCCAAUCGGGUCAUCAUCGGCGACCACGAGAUCAAGAUGAGUAUCGCCCGCAAUCGCCCACAUUUCGAUUGGCUGGGCCAGCUGGUCACUCUGGACGAUAUAAGGAAGACGUCGGCGGUAAUUUCCUGCCAAAACGGUCAACCGCCUUCCAUCGAACCACAACUCAAAUCGGCCGAAGAAAUCUGGAAGAUUCUGUCGCUGUUCAACUACACGCUCGAAUCUCUGUCUCUACUACUCGUCCCCAUGUUUACAAACAAGAAGGAAGCGCUGCGAUCGAUGGGAUACCGAACGACUUCCAGCCGCUGCUCUACGAAUAUUUUAAGCAGCUUUUCGCUCAAGUUACUAAUCCGCCGAUCGAUCCUUUUCCCGAACGAAUUGUCAUGUCGUUGGCUUGUCCAAUCGGUCCCGAGGCCAAUAUCCUGGAGCCCAGCCAUCAGCAAUGCCGUCGCUUGUACCUGGAACAACCGAUUUUGUCGCCGGAUGAUUUGAAACUCAUCGUCAACUGCUCCGCCAAUGACUGG